AUGCCUGUUUCCUUUGUUCUCGUCUGCGAUCUUCUGGAGCAGGCAUACAAACAGUGUAAAGCCGGCGAUAAGAAUCUGAAGCAACGCGUAUCCAACUGGUUCACGCUGAACCGCCACCGUAUUGAUGAUCCUGAGACAGAUGCCUCUGCUCUGCUCUCUACUCUCCUCCCAGACAAGCGUACCGAUCGCGUAUACUGCAUCCAGGCCGACACGCUAGCCAACAUCAUUGGUCGCACCUUUGGCCUCGGAACGUCACGUCUCCAAGAAUUGCGUCGAUACAAAGAGGCCGGUCGCGGCGAGGAUCUGGCUGACUGUGUGGAAAGAGUCUUCAAGGAAACGCCUCCGCCCAUUUGCGUCGGAAAAGAUGCUGUAACUGUUGAGGAAAUCGAUUCAACCCUCAACAACCUCGCUGCCUUGUGUAGGUUCAGCUCGCCCGUUGUUCGGGCCUCACAGCCCCAUCCCAGCAACAUCAAUCGGCAAGAACUGCUUGGUCACGUAUACCUUCGCCUACAAGCGCGAGAGGCGAAAUGGCUUACCCGACUGAUACUGAAGAACUUCCAGCCAGUCAUGCUGGAUCCUUCUCAUCUCUAUCACUGUUACGACCCCCUACUACCCAUGAUACUCAGGGUUCAGGACAAUUUUGAUGCGGCCUUGUCUCUCCUCAGAAAGCUGAGGAAAGAGCCCUCAUUCCUCCAUGGCUCAGGAAAUCAGAAGCGGAGAGAUCUAAUGCAGCACUUGACGCCCGUCCUAGGCACCAAGGUCGGAAGGCCAUUCUGGCUUACAGGGCGUAGCAUCAAGCACUGCAUGAAGCUCAUCCAAGGCCGUAUGAGCUGCGAGAAGAAAAUGGAUGGCGAGUAUUGCCAAAUUCACAUAGAUUUGAGCAAGGGGUUCAAAUGCAUCCAAAUCUUUUCCAAGAGUGGCAAGGAUAGCACCAAAGACCGCGCUGCGUUACACGGAGCUAUACGCGACUCUCUCAACAUCGGGAAAUCGAACUGCAAGCUCUCCAAGGGAUGUAUCCUUGAGGGCGAGCUCGUCGUCUACAGUGACUUGGAGAAGAAGAUUAUGCCGUUCCAUAAGAUACGCAAAUACGUUACAAGGUCAGGCAGCUAUCUGAAUACGGAAGCAGACUCGCAGCGCUACGACUAUGAACACUUGAUGAUUGUCUACUUUGACGUUUUACUCAUCGAUGGGGAAUCUCUGUUGGGUACAGGCCAGAACGAGCGUUUUGAGCGACUGACUGAGUUGAUUAACCGCCGAGAGGGUCAUGCCGACCUCGUGGAGCGACAAGUCGUUGACCUCAAUGAUAGACUGGGAGUGCAUUAUCUACGACGAGCCUUUGCUGAGUCCAUCACCGCCCGGGAGGAAGGCCUGGUGCUGAAGCCAGACGACCCCUAUUUCGACUUCAGCGAGAGUCGCCGCUCCUUUGCUGGUUGCCCCAUCAAGCUGAAGAAAGAGUACAUUGGAGGUUUUGGUGAUGUGGGCGACUUUGCUGUGGUUGCAGCGCGGUACGACGCAGACAAGGCAAAGUGCUACGGCAUUCCCAACCUCAAGUGGACACACUUCUACCUCGGUUGCCUCGAGAACAAGGAGGAUGUAGAAAGGUGUCAGGCCCAGCCUGUUUUCACAGUGGUUCACCAGGUGGAACUCAACGAGACCCUCCUCAAGACCGUCUCGACUUACGGAAACCCGAUGCCAGUAUCUUUCGAUGACAACGAUGCCUUGAUCCUUCAUCUCGCACCAGGCAUCGCUCAACAAAAGAUGCCCGCCGUUGUCUUCACCGAACCGCUGGUCUUUGAAGUCCGCUGUUUCUCAUUUGAUAAGGAGGGAAAUACCAACUUCUGGCAGCCCAGGUUUCCUCAAGUGUCAAAGGUUCAUUUUGACCGAUCCUUCAUAGACACAAUCUCUUUCUCCGAAUUGCAGGCCGUGGCUGAAGAAGCAACCACCACCCCGGCCAUGGAAGACAGUCAGGAAAUGCUGGACUGGAUUGCUAAACUGGAAAGAGCGGACCCUCGUGGUAUCCCUGUUGAUGUAGUCAGCCAGGCAGCAGAAAUGGACUUCACCGCUGAAGACAAUACUGCCAGUGAAGCAGCAAACUCGCCGAGGGCCAGCAAAAGGGGUCUAGAAGGGGAAGAUGCAACUCCGCAGAAGCGACCAAGGGUUUCUUCCGAAUCUGGCACCGCCGGUCGAGAGCUGCCUCCGCCAACCCGUCGACCGCUCGGGGAUAUUAGUGCCAAUCAGACUUCUCUCUCUCCUCAGGCGUCCCAGACACGGCCAGCAACAACAAAGCGCAUCGUGAUGGACCAGAAAGCGGCUAGUCCAAACGUUCCUGUCUUACAUGAGCCGGGCAAACCGAUGGCAGGAUCUGCAGCAGAAACACCUGAGCCGCGUCAUCAGAGCGCGGCAUACCCCUCGUCUACACAGGUGAAGCCCAUGUGCCAACACGCAGGCGACAACUGUCUCUUUACAGACACGAUAGUCUUACUCGCGCCCUGUAUCGCACAACAACCCUGGGUCACUGAAAAUCUUCUCCCUCUGCACGGCAUUCACGAAUGGACCGCGGAUCCGCAAGACUGGACAGCAUCCUCCGACAGAAUCGCAUCAUCAUCAUCCCACUCCACAACACCUGCAUCUACAUCGGCCACGAACCGCCCCAGAAGAAAGCGGCCCCGAAAAAUCUGCUUUGUCGAACACAACCGCAGAGAAGGAACAAAGAUCCUGAUGAGACGUCUGGAUAGCAAUCCAGUGUACACGCUGAAUGGCCGGCGCGAGUACGUCGAGGUGUACGACUGGCGUCUUUUGGAAGAUGUCACGGCAUUGGAAAAGGUGCUCAAAGGAUCCAAGCCGUCGAAGGAGCAACCGGAUCCCAAGAGGAAGUGGUGGGUUGGAUUGGCUUAG
This is a messenger RNA of Colletotrichum acutatum, 2895 nucleotides long. RefSeq names its product ATP dependent DNA ligase. Lineage: Eukaryota; Fungi; Ascomycota; Sordariomycetes; Glomerellales; Glomerellaceae. Gene Ontology annotation, molecular function: DNA ligase (ATP) activity; DNA binding; ATP binding. Bases 1 to 2895 code for a protein of 964 amino acids. Gene Ontology annotation, biological process: nucleotide-excision repair, DNA gap filling; DNA recombination; double-strand break repair via nonhomologous end joining. Gene Ontology annotation, cellular component: DNA ligase IV complex. The transcript is spliced from 6 exons. The record is from RefSeq and is a predicted model, not a curated record.